GGGAAGUCUCCGGCGGGUGGGGAGGCGGAUCGCGCUCUGCAUCCAUGGAGCGAGCUGAGGGGCUGAGAACUUGCUAAGGCCAUCAAACCUAUCGAUCGGAAGUCAGUCCAUCAGAUUUGUUCUGGGCAGGUGGUACUGAGUCUAAGCACGGCCGUGAAAGAAUUGGUAGAAAAUAGUGUGGAUGCCGGUGCCACUAAUAUUGAUCUAAGGCUUAAAGACUAUGGGGUGGAUCUCAUCGAAGUUUCAGACAAUGGAUGCGGGGUAGAAGAAGAAAACUUGAAGGCUUAACUCUGAAACAUCAUACUUCUAAGAUUCAAGAGUUUACUGACCUAAUUCAUGUUGAAACCUUUGGCUUUCGGGGAGAAGCUUUGAGUUCUCUUUGUGCACUGAGUGAUGUCACUAUUUCUACUUGUCACAAGUCUGCAAAGGUUGGGACGCGACUGGUGUUUGAUCACAAUGGGAAGAUUGUUCAGAAAAGCCCCUAUCCACGACCAAGCGGAACGACGGUCAGUGUGCAGCAGCUGUUUUAUACACUACCCGUGCGCCAUAAAGAAUUUCGAAAGAAUAUUAAAAAGGAGUAUGCCAAAAUGAUCCAGGUCUUGCAUGCGUAUUGUAUCAUUUCAGCAGGCAUUCGGAUAAGUUGCACCAAUCAGGUUGGACAAGGAAAACGGCAGCCUGUGGUAUGCACAAGUGGAAGCUCCAGCAUGAAGGAAAAUAUUGGAUCUGUGUUUGGGCAGAAACAGUUGCAAAGCCUCAUUCUUGUGCAGCUGCCCCCUAGUGAAUCCGUUUGUGAAGAGUACGGUCUGAGCUAUUCUAAUACUCUGCAUAAUCUGUUUUGUAUCUCAGGUUUCAUUUCGCACUGUGACCAUGGUGUUGGAAGGAGUUCAACUGAGAGACAAUUUUUCUUUAUCAAUCGACGGCCUUGUGACCCAGCAAAGGUUUCCAGACUUGUGAAUGAGGUCUACCGCACGUAUAAUCGACACCAGUAUCCAUUUGUUGUCCUUAACAUUUCUGUGGAUUCAGAAUGUGUUGAUAUCAAUGUUACCCCAGAUAAAAGGCAAAUUUUACUACAAGAGGAGAAGCUUUUGUUGGCUGUCUUAAAGACCUCUUUGAUAGGAAUGUUCGACAGUGGUGUAAACAAGCUUAACAUCAGUCAGCAGCCACUGUUAAAUAUUGAAGGCAACCUGAUGAAAAUCUAUUCGGCAGAAAUGGAAAAGCCUCUGCCAGAAAAGCAGGACAAUCCUGCUGUGUUAAGGACUCGAGGAGACGAAAAGAGGGCAGUGAGCAUUUCCAGACUGCGAGAGGCCUUUUCUCUCCAUCACGCAGCAGAGCACAAGUCUCAGCGCCUGAAAACUCCUGGACCGAGACAGACCUCUCCAAGGCAGAAAGCAUGUGUACCACAUUCCGGCACUUCAGAUCCCCUACCCUCCCAGAAGCGCAUCUCUGGCAGAGGCAUGUCUGGUCCUCAGGAAGAGGUGAUGCAUCCAGACGAGGGUCCCUGCGACAGAACGGACAGCCUGGAAAUGGAGGAGGACUUGGGGCUCGGCAGCGCAGCAGCCGGCUCGGAAGAGGGGCUCAGCACCCCAGAGACGGGCCGAGGCUUCAGCAGCGACCAUGCUGCAAGUUCCCCUGAAGGCAGGUCUUCCCAAGAAAACGUGGACUCGUGUGAGAAAUCACCUGAAACUGACCAUCAUCUUUCAGAAAUAGGAUGCCAUGUAGACCAGAAACAUACUGGAUAUAGAGUUUUGCCUCAGUCAUCUGAUAUCUUGUCGUCACCCAGAAAGUGUUUUAAAAAGGAAAAAAAUCCUUUAAAUGCUGACAUUCCUCAAAAGUUGACUAAUACUCAGAACAUUUCCUUAUGUCUAGUUGAUACAGCUGUUAAAAUUAAUAAGAAAAUAGUGCCUCUUUACUUUUCUAUGACUGCUUUAGCUAAACGGAUGAAGCAGUUACAUCAGCGAGAACAGCAAAGAGAAGGUGAACAGAAUUUUAGGAAAUUUAGGGCAAAGAUUUGCCCUGGAGAAAAUCAAGCAGCUGAAGAUGAGCUAAGAAGAGAAAUAAGUAAAACAAUGUUUGCAGAAAUGGAAAUCAUUGGGCAGUUUAACUUGGGAUUUAUAAUAACGAAACUGAAUGCAGAUAUCUUCAUAGUGGACCAACAUGCUACGGAUGAGAAAUAUAACUUUGAAAUGCUCCAACAGCACACUGUUCUCCAGGGUCAAAGGCUGAUAGCACCUCAGACUCUAAACUUAACUGCUAUCAAUGAAGCUAUUCUGAUAGAAAAUCUGGAAAUAUUCAGAAAGAAUGGUUUUGAUUUUAUUAUUGAUGAAGACGCUCCAGUCACUGAAAGGGUCAAGUUGAUUUCCUUGCCAACUAGUAAAAACUGGACUUUUGGAACCCAAGAUAUAGAUGAGCUGAUCUUUAUGCUAAGUGACAGCCCUGGCGUUAUGUGCCGCCCUUCUAGAGUCAGGCAGAUGUUUGCCUCCAGAGCCUGCCGGAAGUCUGUGAUGAUUGGAACUGCUCUUAAUACAAGCGAGAUGAAGAAACUCAUCGCCCACAUGGGCGAGAUGGAGCACCCCUGGAACUGCCCCCACGGGAGGCCGACCCUGCGACACGUGGCCAACCUGGACCUCAUUGCCCAAAACUGACCUGGCUUCUCACAGGAUAGAAUUGGGGAUUUGAAUCCAGGUUUUCCUGUUUUAAAAGGCACUGUUUUAAGGAACCAGUUUUUUUGUUUGUUUGUUUCAAAAUUAGCUCACUGCUUUAAAAAAAUUGUACCAGAACCACUUAAAAAUGAUCUUGAGAACCUUUUCAAGCCCUGUAUGGCAUUGCUGGCAAUAGCUUUUUUAUGCAUUUGAAUGUGUGUAUGUGUGUCUGUUUAGUCAGGGACACACUUUACAAAAAUAGGAGCACUUCGGAAGUUACCCAGGCCUCUGCUCUGGCUGUAUGUUAGUCUGCAACUUUCAGCCUUUAGUGAUGAUUAAAUUCAUAUUGGUUUAACCAAUUUCGUGAAUGUAAAAUUAUGGUCCUUUUUGGUUACUGUUUGUCAAUCCCAAAGCACCUUAAAUUUUAAAAAGUAACAGUCCGAAAACAUAAGGGGGGUGUGCUGUCUGCUGGAAGAACAUGACUAGGUGGGACCAGGAUAACUUUUUUAAAUGUUCCCCAGUGCGUUGGAGUGGCAAAGCCCUGUUCUAGGCAAGGGGAAAUAAAAGAUUUUGAGUUUUCCAUAA
Molecule: messenger RNA, 3224 nt
Organism: Choloepus didactylus (southern two-toed sloth)
Lineage: Eukaryota; Metazoa; Chordata; Mammalia; Pilosa; Megalonychidae
Gene: PMS2
Product: PMS1 homolog 2, mismatch repair system component
Biological process (GO): mismatch repair
Cellular component (GO): MutLalpha complex
Molecular function (GO): ATP binding; ATP hydrolysis activity; mismatched DNA binding
Source: RefSeq, a predicted model, not a curated record